Molecule: messenger RNA, 8542 nt
Organism: Mytilus trossulus (common blue mussel)
Lineage: Eukaryota; Metazoa; Mollusca; Bivalvia; Mytilida; Mytilidae
Exons: 6
Coding region: 110-8542 (2810 amino acids)
Molecular function (GO): protein binding
Source: RefSeq, a predicted model, not a curated record
GUUAUUUUUCAUUGAUAUACUAAUUGUAUCUAUCAUAGGUCACCACUACCAGCUCAUCUUGCAGUCUUAGAUUAGGGAGGAAACACCAGAGCAUCAACAGGUGAGAAAAAUGACACAAAAGGAACAGGAAAACUUUUUGAAAAAUGCAAUUUUAAUUGUUGAUCAUACGAAAACUGCAUUGAUUGCAUUGGUGGAUUUAGAUCUUCAAAACAAAAGUCUAACAUUUGAACAAUUUCUCAAUAAGAACCAACAUGAAGCUUACCAUUUGUGUUACAAUAGAGGUAAAUGCUGUCAGUGUGCUUGUCCUUACAUGUUACCGUCUGUUCGAAUCAUAUAUCCAGCGCAGCUAGAACUUUUAUAUGACAAAUUAUCACAAAAAUUACCUUGUCAUGUUUUGAAACUCAAGACACUGUCACCAGUAUGUUGUAGUUUUGCACAAAACGGAAUAUCAACGAAUGUGUUGGAUAUAUCAUUGGCAAGAUGUAUUCUUACAAACUUUUGCCAUGAAGUCUUUUGGUAUAGCUGCUUACAAUUCAAAGGUGAGUCUUUGGAAGAUUACCUGAACUCAAAUAAACAUACUAUAUACCAUCUUUUGAACAAUAAUACCAAUUGUUGUCUGUGUCCAUCUGGCUUUGUAUUUCCAUGUGAUCGACCUCAGAUCAUUCAUUCAGAAUGGAACAACAUGUUUUCGUCUCUAUUAUUACCCUGUAAAAAUGACAGAAAACGUUCAUAUAAUGGCACAACCAGUAUUUGCUCCGUGUCCGCCACACCGGGAAUCAGUAUUCACCAUUUAGAUUUGAAGCUACAAGGGGUACUUCUUCAAUACUGUUGUCCAUUGAGAAAAAGUGUGGCCGAUUUAGCUGACAUAAGAAACGUAAAAUACGGUCAUGUUCAGGAAGCAAGAAUGUCCGAUGUAGAUUACAAGCAUGUUUUCAAUGACAUAGAAAAAAACCUGAUGGCAAUAGCAACCGUAUGUGGAAAUAUAGGUGAAGUAAAACAGAGUCUUCAAGAUUUACAAAAUAGAACAUUAGAUGCGACAUUAUGUCUUCAAUAUCAGAAUUCUCUGUUAGAGCACCUUCGUUAUGUGAAUGAAAUGAAAGAUAAUAUUCAAAUCUGCUGUAAAGAGGUAAAGUCAUCUGUAGGAAAACUUAAAAAAGAUUUUUCAAAGAAAAUGUCUAAACUUGCAAAUGAAAAAACAGUUGAAGCAAUUGCAAAUGAGGUCAAGGACUUAAAAAUUCGCAUUCCCCGUAAACUCGACAAGUACUACAAGACAAACUGCAGAGAACAACGAACUAUCCAGCAUUCUGUAAAUAAAUUAGCAAAACAAUGUAAAGAGCAAACAAAAGAAGUAGAUCAAAAAGUUAAUUCCGUUGUGAAGUCAAUUGCAGAUUUUAAAACAAAUAUGGACACGCGUUUGAAUACCGUAGAAAAUACAGUAGAAAUGAUGUCGAAAAAUGUUGAAGAACUUGCAAUAAGCAUUCCAGAAAAAGUAGAGAAAUGCAUAGAUGAAAAGGGUUUGUCCAAGAGAUCAAAGCUCAUUGGUUUAACCAUGUUAGAAAUUGAUAAUCACAGCAAGGAAAAUACAUUCGUAACAACGUCUGUGGUUUCUUCCUGUGUGCAGUUACUUCAAGAUAACAAUAUAUUGGUACUCACUGGACGAGCUGGAUCUGGAAAAAGUAGAAACAGUUUGGAAAUUCUACGGCAGUAUAAACUUCAAGGGUAUGAUGUCAUUAAAUUAUCAGACUUAAAAGAUUUUGAAGAUUCCUUUAAAGGAGAUGUGGAGACCAUUAUUUUGUGUGAAGACAUAUUUGGUAGGACUAAUAAUGUAUUUACUCAGAAUUCAGAUAUUGAAAUACUCGAUAGGGUUCAUGCUUAUGUCAAUAUGGGUAAAACAAAAGUAAUUUUUACUAUUAGAGAUAUCGUUAAACGGUCAUGUAAAUGGGUGUUCUCAUCGUAUAGGUUAUUUUAUAAAAGUGUUGAAGUAGAUCUUUGCUCAAAGGAAUUAGAAUUAAAGAUGGAGGAAAAGAAAGCAUUGUUUGUCGGGUAUUGUCAUGUUAAUAAUUUUCAGAUAGUUGGACUGAACGAACAAGAAAAUUUUAAAGACGAAGUCAUUUUAGAUGACAAAGUUACAGUCAAACUGAAUCGUAUUACCCUAAAUCAGGUUAUAAAAACUGAGCCAAUACUAGGUUUCCCCCAAACAUGUUGCCUUUUUACAGGAAAUAGAAAAUUUACUAGACUAGGGGAAGCGUUCUUCAAACACCCGUCCAGUUGUCUGACAGAAGAGAUAGAAAAUUUGCGGAAAUCUGGCAAAGAAGUUUUUUCUGACAAAAUAAAAUACUCUUUGCUUGUAUAUGUUCUCUUAAAUGGAGAUCUUUUAGAUAAAAAUCAAAUAAACUCUAACAAAAUGAGCGAAAUUAUAAUUUCAUGCUACGAUUAUAGUCCAAAUUCCAUUUCGGAACAUAAUAUCUUCGAUGCAAUUGAUGAGAUGAUUGGUCAAUAUCUAAUAAAAGGAUAUUGUACAAAUUCCUACAAAUUUCAGCAUCAGACAGUAUUUGAAAGUGUUCUAAUUUCAUACAGUAGAAUUAAUCCAGUGCUAAUUUUGUCUAAAUUGGCGUUUGAUUUUAUCAGAGAAAUGGUGCGCCUUGAAGGAUUUCAAGAAAAGGAAGGAGAAAUAGUCAUGAAGAUUCCUGUCAGAUACUAUCCAAAUCUUUGUAAACGCAUUAUUCAAAUUCUCCAAAACGAAUAUUCUCUGAAAUCUCAAAGUUUGAUUCAGCUUUUAUGUGAUUCAGAAAUAAUGAGAGAAAAUAACGUAACCUUUGUUGAACAUUUGAUUGAUGAGGCCCAUAGAGUUUUGCCGUUGCAACACUUGAAAAUUAUAAUUUCAUACCAAGACGAAUCAGAAUCGGUCAAUUUCUAUCUUCCAGUCGCUUUACUUGAAAAUGUUAUCAAACAGAAGAAUAUGACAGAGUCGCUGUUUCCAUUGUUAUGGCACACUCGCUCUAUCUUUCAAAACGAUAGUAAUAAUGAAAUAAUUCAGUGUUGUAAAGCGUCUGUAUUGUCAGUAUUUCUAUCUGCUGUAGUUCAAGAGCAUUCAGAAAAUAUUCUCAGACGGAUUUUGAGUAUGAUACAAGAUUUCAAACUUACGCGUGAUAACGACGAGUAUUUCACAAAAGUUGUUUGUUCAACACCUCCGACGAACAAAAAACUAAUGAUAUGGCUGCUAGAAAAUAUUGGCAUGGAAUAUUUAGACAGAAAAGCCUUAUGUUUUGAAAUAUGCUUUAGAUCCUGGACAAACCUUUUGCACUUAUUGACGAAAGAUCCUAGCACUGCUGGAAUUGACUUAACGUGUCUAAUAAAAGAGUUAUGUAGUUCAGGAAAAUAUGAAAUUGUGAAAUGGUUAGUAGAGAAAAUAAAUUGUUCCCUUAUAUCUAUGGACAUAAACAUUAACGGAAAAAAGGAUGAAAACAUUCAUUGGCUUCUAGAAAAUGUUAACAAAUCAACGUUCAAUAUGCAAACAGCUAUCAGAGAACUUUGUUCAUCAGGAAACAUACAUAUUGUUCAGUGGUUCAUGCAAAAUUUCAAACCAAUUUCCGUUCUUGAUAUGCAAACUGUUCUGAAUGAAGCCUGUCGUGCAGGAAACAUCUGUGUGGUAACAUGGUUGAUCAAAAGCACAAAUAAAUCUUUAUUUGACCUUAACGAGGCGAUUUUAGCAGCUUGUAUCAGUAAGAGAAAUGAUUUAAUAACACUUUUAGUAGAUAGCUUGGAUCCUUUAUCGUUUGAUAUGAAUAUCUUGCUGAGGAUGUGUAGAAAAGGGCAGAGUGGUAUUGUAAACCAAUUAUUACGAAUCAUUAGGCAUUUCACAUUACCUGAAGUCAUAGACUGUGCUAGAAAAGCGUGUGAACAGGACAAAUUAGAGAUAGUUCAGUGGCUGAUAAAGGCUCUGAAUUCAAAUAACUACCUUAAAUCAAAUUCUCUUUUUAAUAUGAAAGUGGCGUUAAACAUAGCAUGUCAAGGCGAAGAUGAAAUACAUAUUUUAGAUUUUUUGUUACAAAAUGUUGUGCAUAAACAAUUUGAUAUGAAGGCAGGAAUUGAAACGGCAAUAAGGGUAAAUAACAUCAAAAUUGUUCAGAUGCUGUUAAAAAGUGAUGCCCAUCAAUUGAUAUAUACCAAUAUUGCUUUGAAUUACGCGUGUCGUUUUAACAGAAUUGACAUAAUAAAAGCCCUACUUCAAAGUAUUAGUAGUACUGCUAUUGACAUUCCAACCAUGAAAUCUGUAUUGAACAAGGGAAUUGAAUUUAAUAGAUCAGAUAUAGCAAAGUGUGUGCUAGACAAGUGCGAUCAUUCUCUAUUUGACCUGAAAAGGAUAUUUACUGACGCUUGCUAUGAUGACAAAUUUGAAAUACUGGGGUUCUUGAUAUUAUUCGUUCAUCAUAAACUGCUUGACAUGAAUAAGGCAAUAUAUGCAGCACUCGAUGAGUUUCCAAAGAUAUCAUUGCGAGUUAUUGAGUUAUUAUUAACCCAUAGUGAUCGCUCAUUAUUUGACAUGGCGUAUAUUCGCGAAAUUCUUCAUCGUGCAUGUCGCAAUAAUGAAAUCCAUAAAAUCAAAAUUUUGGUAGCGCAUUUUGAUAAUACUUUGCUCGGUUUUGAUUCAGUAAUGAAUGAUGCGUGCAAAGAUGAAAACCUGCUUGUUGUCCAAUGGCUAGUAGAAAACGUUGACAAUACGUUGUUUGACGAUAAAACAGCACUAGAUUACGCUAUUGGCGAGGAUAAAGAGGAUGAUGAUGACAGUGAGUUUUUUAAUUUUGACAUCAUCGACUUUUUAUUGAAAAGAUUAGUUACUGAAGACGUGUUGCCAUAUAUAACAGAAAUGCAUAGACUAAUGAGAGUGGCAUGCUUCCACUUUAAAAAGGAUAUAAUCCAAUUGUUAAUAGAAAAAGUAGAUAAUUCUUUGCUUAAUAUAGACACAGUCAUGAAUCGAGCGUGUUUAUAUAGUCGCUUCGAUGUUGUCAAAUGGCUAGUUGAAAAUGUUGACAAUGGGUUUUUUGACGUUAAAUCAGCAUUAGUUAAUGUUAUUGGUGAGGAUGAAGAGUAUUAUGAUUACAAUGAUGACGAUUGUGGUGAUGAUGAUGAUCUUGAUUUUGAUAUAAUCGAACUUUUAUUAAAAAGAUGUAUUGAUGAAGACGUUUUGCGAUAUAACAAAAAUUUGAAAAAGGUAAUGAGAGUUUCAUGCUUCCAGUUUAAAAAGGAUAUAAUCCAAUGGUUAAUAGAAAAAGUAGAUAAUUCUUUGCUUGAUAUAGACACUGUAUUGGAUAUAGCGUAUUUUAAUGAUCGCGUGGGUGUUGUCAAAUGGCUAUUAGAAAAUGUUGAUAGUACAUUGGUUUUCGUAAAAACAGCACUAGAUUGUGUUAUUGAUAAGAUGGAAUAUUAUUAUUUUGAUGUUGACGAUGAUGAUCUUGGUGUUGAAAUAAUUGACCUUUUAUUACAAAGAUGUAUUGAUGAAGACGUUUUGCCAUAUAUAACAGAAUUGAAAGGGUUAAUGCUAGUGUCAUGCUUCAGAUUUAAUAAGGAUAUAAUCCUAUUGUUAAUAGAAAAAGUAGAUAAUUCUUUGCUUGGUUUAGACACAAUAAUGAAUCGAGCGUGUUCAUCUGGUUGCUUUGAAGUUGUCAAAUGGCUACUAGAAAAUGUUGACAAAACGUUGUUUGACGUUAAAACAGCUUUAGAUUGCGCUAUUAAAAAAGUAGAUAAUUCUUUGCUUAAUAUAGACACAGUCAUGAAUCGAGCGUGUUCAUAUAGUCGCUUCGAUGUUGUCAAAUGGCUAUUAGACAAUGUUGACAAUAGGUUUUUUGACGUUAAAUCAGCAUUAGAUUAUGCUAUUGGUGAGGAUGAAGAGGAUGAUGAUGACGAUGAUGACGAUUGUGGUGAUGAUGAUGAUCUUGAUUUUGAUAUAAUCGAACUUUUAUUAAAAAGAUGUAUUGAUGAAGACGUUUUGCGAUAUAACAAAAAUUUGAAAAAGUUAAUGAGAGUUUCAUGCUUCCAGUUUAAAAAGGAUAUAAUCCAAUGGUUAAUAGAAAAAGUAGAUAAUUCUUUGCUUGGUAUAGACAUUGUAUUGAAUAGAGCGUAUUUAAAUGGUCGCGUGGGUGUUGUCAAAUGGCUAUUAGAAAAUGUUGAUAGUACAUUGGUUUUCGUAAAAACAGCACUAGAUUGUGUUAUUGAUAAGAUGGAAUAUUAUUAUUUUGAUGUUGACGAUGAUGAUCUUGGUGUUGAAAUAAUUGACCUUUUAUUACAAAGAUGUAUUGAUGAAGACGUUUUGCCAUAUAUAACAGAAUUGAAAGGGUUAAUGCUAGUGUCAUGCUUCAGAUUUAAUAAGGAUAUAAUCAAAUUGUUAAUAGAAAAGAUAGAUAAUUCUUUACUUGGUAUAGACACAGUAUUGAAUCGAGUGUGUUCAAAAGGUAGGACUGAAGUAGUUAAAUGGUUAGUGGAACAUGUUGAUAAUACAUUGUUGAACUUCAACAUUGCAAUGAGUAAUGUCUGUUCUAGACUAGAUGGUUUAGAUUUAGCUAUGUGGUUACUAGCAAAUACUGAUGACAAAGAGAUUGACAUGAAUAUAUCAUUUAUCAAUGCUUGUACAAAAGGCAAUCUAGAUAUUCUUGAAUGGAUAUUCAAAAAGUGUGGUAGUCAAGUGUUAGACGCGAAGACAGCCCUGAAUGCAUCUUGUUUGAAUGGUAAUUUCAACACGGUCAAAUUCAUUUUGGAACGAUUCGAAACUCAACAUUUUGACUUGAGCACUGCAAUGAUAAAGGCGUGCCGAAGUCAGUCAAUAAACAGUGUAGAAAUUGGCAUAUGGCUGUGGAAUAAAUUAAACUGUGGUGAAUUUGAUAUAUCAAAGGCAAUGAUCAACGCCUGCAGGCAUGGCAAUUUAGGGAUGACUAAAUGGCUUUUGGAGAAAAAUGAUAUCGAUUUAUUUGAUAUGUCAGUAGCUCUCAAUAGUGCAUGCCAGAGUAACAAAAGUUUAGUGGUCGAAUGGAUGAUAUGUAAUAUACCUACAGAUAAAAUUCAUGUCCAAACAGCUAUCAAAAACACAUGCGCGAACAAUUCAAAUGACCUAUCUAUUAUCAAGUGUUUUAUUAAGAGUAGCGGAAAAAUGAAUUUAGACUUAAAUAUUCUUGUUAAAGAGGCUUGUACAUACGAAAGAACGGAUAUAAUAGAAUGGGUGCUUGAACAUUGUGACAAAGACUCCUUGAAUAUUUUAGAUCUACUUACUACCCUGGUAAGUAAUGAAAGCAAUCCGGAAACUUCUAUAAUAUACAGAAAUGAUAAAUCGAAACAUGAUCCGAGUAUGCAGAAUCUUAUUUUGAAGAUUUUAAAGAAUAACUCACAUCUUUGUUGUGGUUACAAUUCUAUUUUAAGCAAAGCAUGUUCGGAGGGCUGGAUCGACAUAUUCAAAUGGAUCAUAACGAAAAUUGAUUAUACCGAAUUAAAUAUCACUGACGCAGUCAAUAUAGCGUCACAGAAUGGAAGAUGUGACAUUAUCAGUUGGUCACUCUCAAAUUUAAACCCUGAUCAAAUCGAUGCCAAUACAAUCCUGGCUGAAGCAAGCGGGUUUGGCUGGGUGGAAGUUGUGAAGAACAUAUUCAGUCUUCCUAUAAAAGGUCAUCUCAAUUUCAGUAAUGCAAUGAAUGACGCCUGUGCAUUUGGGCGAGCAGAAGUAGUAAGCUGGCUUUUAGAAAAUAAUGCAAAAGAAAUGUUUGAUUUAUCUACAGUAAUGAUUGCUGCUUGCAUUAACGGAUGGAUGGAUAUUUUAAAUUGGAUUCUUGAGAAAACAGACUAUAUGUUGCCUAACAUUGGUUGUGCUAUAAUCGAAGCAUGUGCAGCUGGUAAUAUCAGCAUCGUACAGUUACUUUUCUCUACGUUUGAAAAGGAAAUGUUUGACAAACACAAAUUAUCAACAAGAAUAUGUGAAAAAGUUAGCAAUGAGAAAGUUGUUUUAUUUCUACUCGAAAAUCUAAAUGCAGAUGGCUUUCAAAUGGAUAACAUCUUAAACAAAGCUAGUGGAUUUGGUUGGUUAGAGGUCGUCAACUGGAUAAUGGAUAACGGACCGGAUAUCAAUACCGUUGGAGCAGCAUUCGAAAAUGCUUGUAAAAGUUGUGAGAUAGACAUAGUUAAUUGUCUACAAAAUAAAAUCAGCCGAGACAAUAUUCAAACGGGGCUGUUGACUGCAUGCAAGUCUGGCUUUGAGGAAAUAGUAGAGGUAUUGUUAGAUAAUCCAAAUCAUGAACAUCUUGAAAUGGCAACAUUACUAAAUGAAGCGUGUCGGUGUGGAGAACAAACCGUUGUAGAAGUGUUGCUUAGAAAAGUUGAUAACGCAUUAUUUGACAAACGAACUGCAAUUAACGAAGCAUGCAGAAGCAAAAUACCCGAAGAUUUGGUAUAUUUCUUGAUAAAAGACCUGCAAAAUAAUGAUUUUGAUAAUGAGGUCGUCAGUGAAAAUGCGCGCAAACAUAGCUGGACUAAGGUAAUGAUGCAACUCAAAAGGAAGUCGUAA